Trifolium pratense (red clover) is the source of this 7266-nucleotide messenger RNA. RefSeq names its product DExH-box ATP-dependent RNA helicase DExH12-like. NCBI's taxonomy places the organism in Eukaryota, Viridiplantae, Streptophyta, Magnoliopsida, Fabales, Fabaceae. The record is from RefSeq and is a predicted model, not a curated record. The transcript is spliced from 5 exons. Gene Ontology annotation, cellular component: nucleus. Gene Ontology annotation, molecular function: nucleic acid binding; ATP binding; ATP hydrolysis activity. Bases 161 to 6709 code for a protein of 2182 amino acids.
UUUUGCUUCACACUAUAUCAGUAUAUCAUUCACUCUCUUCAUUCAUCUUCACUCCCGAAACCUAAAAGGCUAAAACCCUAUUCAACAUUUUUUUCUUCUUCUUUUUCCCUCUCAAUAUCGCAUCUUAAUAUUAGAUUCAUAAGGGUUUCAUCUUUCAACAAUGGCGCAUCUCGGCGGUGGCGCUGAAGCGCACGCACGGUUCAAACAGUACGAAUACAGAGCAAAUUCCAGUCUAGUUCUAACCACCGAUUCUCGUCCACGUGACACUCACGAACCCACUGGAGAACCAGAAUCACUUUGGGGAAGAAUCGAUCCAAAAAACUUCGGCGACCGUGUUGCUCACGACCGUCCACCGGAACUCAACGAUAAAAUCAACGCAGCGAAGAAAAAGAAGAAGGAAAGGGAACGAGAUCCGAUUGAUUCUGUUUCGACGAGACGUAGUAAGCGCCGUCGUCUUCAGGAAGAGAGUGUUUUAACUGCUACUGAUGAUGGUGUUUAUCAGCCGAAGACGAAGGAGACUCGUGCUGCUUAUGAAGCUAUGUUGAGUGUUAUUCAACAGCAACUUGGUGGUCAGCCGUUAAGUAUUGUUAGUGGCGCCGCGGAUGAGAUUCUUGCUGUUUUGAAGAAUGAUACUGUUAAGAAUCCUGAAAAGAAGAAGGAUAUUGAGAAGCUUUUGAAUCCGAUUCCUGGUCCUGUGUUUGACCAGCUUGUUUCAAUUGGGAAGUUGAUAACUGAUUUUCAGGAGGUUGGGGAGGCUGUUAAUGGGUCUGGUGGUGGUGAUGUGGAUGGUGGUCUUGACGAUGAUGUUGGUGUUGCGGUUGAGUUUGAAGAGAAUGAAGACGAUGAGGAUGAGGAUAGUGAUCUUGAUGUUGUGCAGGAGGAUGAAGAGGAGGAGGAUGAUAUUGCUGAAGCUAAUGGUUCUGGUGGUAUGCAAAUGGGUGGUAUUGAUGAUGAGGAUAUGGAGGAUGCUAAUGAAGGGAUGAAUUUGAAUGUGCAGGAUAUUGAUGCUUAUUGGUUACAGAGGAAAAUUUCUCAUUCUUUUGAGCAGCAGAUUGAUCCGCAGCAAUGUCAGAAGCUUGCUGGGGAAGUGUUGAAUAUUUUGGCUGAGCCUGAUGAUAGGGAAGUUGAGAACAAGCUUUUGUUUCAUUUGGAGUUUGACAAGUUUAAGCUUAUUAAGUUUUUGUUGCGAAAUAGGCUGAAGAUUGUGUGGUGUACUCGUUUGGCGAGGGCACAAGAUCAGGAGGAGAGGGAGAAGAUUGAGGAAGAGAUGAAGGGUUCUGAUUUGUUGCAGCCGAUUUUGGAGCAGUUGCAUGCUACUAGGGCAUCUGCUAAAGAGAGACAGAAGAACUUGGAGAAGAGUAUAAGAGAAGAGGCUAGAAGGUUGAAAGAUGAUACUGUUGGAGAUGGAGACAAGGAGAGAGAUAGGGAUAGGGACAGAAGCAGGAGGGGAGUCGAUAGAGAUGGCGAGAGUGGCUGGUUGAAGGGGCAACGUCAGAUGCUUGAUUUAGAUAACCUUGCUUUUGAACAAGGUGGUUUGUUUAUGGCGAAGAAAAAAUGUGAUCUUCCUGAUGGGUCUUAUAGGCAUCUUAGAAAAGGUUAUGAAGAAAUUCAUGUUCCAGCAUUGAAAGCUAAACCCCUUGAUCCUAAUGAGAAGCUUGUGAAGAUUUCUGCUAUGCCUCCUUGGGCACAACCAGCUUUCAAAGGAAUGACACAAUUGAAUAGAGUGCAGAGCAAAGUUUAUGAAACUGCUCUCUCAAAGCCAGAUAAUCUUUUGCUUUGUGCUCCAACUGGUGCUGGAAAAACCAACGUUGCUGUUCUUACUAUCCUUCAGCAAAUUGAGCAACACAGGAACCCCGAUGAUGGUUCUAUUGACCACAGUGCAUAUAAAAUUGUUUAUGUUGCACCAAUGAAAGCUCUUGUGGCUGAGGUUGUUGGGAAUCUGUCUAACCGGUUGCAGGAAUAUAAUGUUAAGGUUAGGGAGCUCAGUGGAGAUCAGUCACUAACAAGGCAGCAGAUAGAAGAGACUCAAAUUAUUGUUACAACUCCCGAGAAGUGGGAUAUUAUCACAAGGAAGUCGGGAGACCGAACUUAUACACAGCUUGUGAAGCUUCUUAUUAUUGAUGAAAUUCAUCUCCUUCAUGAUAACAGAGGCCCCGUUCUUGAGAGUAUUGUUGCUAGAACACUUAGGCAGAUUGAAACAACGAAAGAAUUUAUUCGUUUGGUGGGAUUGUCGGCUACUCUCCCUAACUAUGAAGAUGUGGCACUAUUCUUGCGUGUCAAUCCGGACAAGGGGUUGUUUUAUUUCGAUAACAGUUACAGACCUGUGCCUCUUUCUCAACAAUAUGUGGGAAUCACAGUAAAGAAGCCUCUUCAAAGGUUCCAAUUGAUGAACGACAUCUGUUAUGAAAAAGUUAUGGGUGUAGCUGGUAAGCAUCAGGUUCUUAUCUUUGUACAUUCAAGGAAAGAAACUGCUAAAACUGCUAGAGCCAUCAGAGAUGCCGCACUUGCAAAUGAUACUCUUGGUAGAUUCCUUAAAGAAGAUAGUGCAAGCCGUGAGAUUCUUCAGACUCAUACUGAUCUUGUGAAGAGUAGUGACCUUAAAGAUCUUCUGCCGUAUGGUUUUGCUAUUCAUCAUGCUGGUAUGACAAGGACUGAUCGUCAACUUGUUGAGGAUCUGUUUGCUGAUGGACAUGCUCAAGUUUUGGUAUCUACUGCUACCCUUGCCUGGGGUGUGAAUCUCCCAGCCCAUACAGUUAUUAUCAAAGGGACACAGAUUUACAACCCUGAAAAGGGGGCCUGGACUGAACUGAGUCCUCUUGAUGUCAUGCAGAUGUUGGGUCGUGCCGGAAGGCCCCAAUAUGACUCUUAUGGUGAGGGAAUAAUUGUUACUGGACACAGUGAGCUGCAGUAUUAUCUCUCUCUGAUGAACCAGCAACUUCCUAUCGAGAGCCAGUUUAUUUCCAAGCUGGCCGAUCAGUUGAAUGCAGAGAUUGUUCUCGGUACUGUUCAAAAUGCAAAGGAAGCCUGUCAUUGGCUUGGAUACACUUACUUGUUUGUCCGUAUGGUGAGGAAUCCUUCCCUAUAUGGUUUAGCACCGGAUGCCAUAACGAGUGAUAAAACAUUGGAGGAGAGGAGGGCUGAUUUGAUUCACACGGCUGCAACCAUCUUAGAUAGAAAUAAUUUGGUGAAGUAUGAUAGGAAGAGUGGAUAUUUUCAGGUCACCGACUUGGGUCGAAUUGCAAGUUACUACUACAUAACACACGGAACGAUAUCCACAUAUAAUGAGCAUUUGAAGCCUACUAUGGGGGAUAUAGAGCUUUGUCGAUUAUUCUCAUUGAGUGAAGAAUUCAAGUAUGUAACUGUAAGGCAAGAUGAGAAGAUGGAGCUCGCAAAGCUCUUAGACCGCGUUCCCAUUCCCAUCAAGGAAAGUCUGGAAGAGCCAAGUGCCAAGAUCAAUGUUUUACUGCAAGCUUACAUCUCACAAUUAAAGCUUGAAGGGCUCUCGAUGACAUCUGAUAUGGUGUUUAUAACUCAGAGUGCUGGACGUCUUUUGCGGGCUCUUUUUGAGAUUGUCCUGAAACGCGGCUGGGCACAAUUGGCUGAGAAGGCUUUGAACUUAUGCAAGAUGGUGACCAAGAGGAUGUGGAGUGUCCAAACUCCUCUUCGUCAGUUCAAUGGAAUUCCAAGUGAUAUAUUAAAAAGUUUGGAGAAGAAGGAUUUGGCUUGGGAAAGGUAUUAUGACCUGUCAUCACAAGAGAUAGGUGAGCUUAUGCAUGCACCGAAGAUGGGGAGGACCCUUCAUAAAUUUAUCCAUCAAUUUCCAAAGCUGAAUCUUGCAGCUCAUGUGCAGCCCAUUACUCGCACAGUUUUGGGGGUUGAGCUUACAAUUACUCCAGAUUUUGCAUGGGAUGACAGAAUACAUGGAUAUGUUGAGCCGUUCUGGGUGAUUGUGGAGGAUAAUGAUGGUGAAUAUAUCCUUCAUCACGAGUAUUUUUUGCUGAAAAAACAGUAUAUUGAGGAGGAUCACACUUUAAAUUUCACAGUGCCAAUAUAUGAGCCUCUUCCUCCUCAAUACUUCAUACGUGUUGUUUCUGAUAAAUGGCUGGGAUCCCAAACUGUUUUGCCAGUUUCUUUCAGGCAUCUAAUUUUACCUGAAAAGUAUCCUCCACCUACUGAACUAUUGGAUCUGCAACCACUGCCGGUUACUGCCCUGAGAAAUCCAUCCUAUGAAGCUCUUUAUCAGGAGUUUAAGCAUUUCAAUCCGGUGCAAACGCAGGUCUUCACAGUGUUGUAUAAUUCUGAUGACAAUGUUUUAGUUGCUGCUCCAACUGGGAGUGGCAAGACUAUAUGUGCAGAAUUUGCAAUUUUGAGGAAUCAUCAAAAAUUGCCUGAUAGUGUCAUGCGUGUUGUAUAUGUUGCACCCAUUGAAGCUCUUGCCAAGGAACGGUAUCGUGAUUGGGAGAAGAAGUUUGGGGGUGGUCUCAAGUUGAAGGUAGUGGAGUUAACAGGAGAAACUGCUACUGAUCUAAAACUGCUUGAGAAAGGUCAGGUUAUUAUUAGUACUCCAGAGAAAUGGGAUGCUUUGUCCCGCCGCUGGAAACAGAGGAAACCUGUUCAGCAAGUUAGUCUUUUUAUCAUUGAUGAGCUCCACUUAAUUGGAGGUCAAGGAGGUCCUAUUUUAGAGGUUAUUGUAUCCAGGAUGAGAUAUAUAGCUAGUCAGGUUGAAAACAAGAUUCGUAUUGUGGCUUUGUCAACAUCACUUGCAAAUGCAAAGGAUCUAGGAGAAUGGAUUGGAGCUACCUCCCAUGGCCUUUUCAAUUUCCCCCCUGGUGUUCGUCCUGUUCCAUUGGAAAUUCACAUUCAAGGUGUAGAUAUUGCUAAUUUUGAGGCUAGGAUGCAGGCAAUGACCAAACCAACUUACACUUCUAUUGCCCAACAUGCCAAGAAUGGGAAACCUGCUAUUGUAUUUGUCCCUACAAGAAAGCAUGUUCGACUGACAGCUGUGGAUUUGAUUACAUACUCAGGUGCAGACAGUAGCGAGAAGCCUUUUUUGCUGCGGUCUAAAGAUGAGCUUGAACCUUUUAUUAACAAGAUCAGCGAUGAAAUGUUGAAAGUCACCUUAAGUGAAGGUGUUGGUUAUUUGCACGAAGGCUUGAAUAGUCUUGACCAUGACAUCGUAGCGCAACUGUUUGAAGCUGGCUGGAUUCAGGUCUGCGUUUUAAGCAGUUCCAUGUGUUGGGGAGUGACACUGUCUGCUCAUUUGGUGGUUGUAAUGGGCACACAGUACUAUGAUGGGCGGGAGAAUGCUCAGACAGAUUACCCAGUUACCGAUUUGCUACAAAUGAUGGGUCAUGCUAGCCGUCCUUUGGUGGACAAUUCUGGAAUAUGCGUCAUCUUAUGCCAUGCACCACGUAAAGAGUACUACAAGAAGUUUCUUUAUGAAGCAUUCCCAGUUGAAAGCCAUCUUCAUCACUUCUUGCAUGACAACUUAAAUGCUGAAAUUGUUGCUGGGAUUAUUGAAAACAAGCAAGAUGCUGUAGAUUAUCUUACAUGGACAUUUAUGUACAGGAGGCUUACCCAGAAUCCUAAUUACUACAAUUUACAAGGAGUUAGUCAUAGACAUCUUUCUGACCACCUCUCAGAGAUGGUGGAAAAUACAUUGAGUGAAUUAGAAGCAAGCAAGUGUGUUGCUAUUGAGGAUGAUAUGGAUCUCUCUCCUCUUAACCUUGGAAUGAUUGCGUCAUAUUAUUACAUCAGUUACACAACAAUUGAAAGGUUUUCAUCAUCAUUGUCCUCAAAAACAAAAAUGAAGGGUCUGUUGGAGGUUCUAUCAUCUGCAUCAGAGUAUGCUCACCUUCCAAUACGACCCGGGGAAGAAGAGGUGGUUCGAAGGUUAAUCAACCACCAAAGGUUUUCCUUUGAAAACCCAAAAGUCACUGAUCCACAUGUUAAAGCAAAUGCUUUGCUGCAGGCCCAUUUCUCUAGGCAAUUUGUUGGUGGCAAUCUAUCAUUAGACCAGAGGGAGGUACUGCUUUCUGCAAACAGGCUGCUGCAGGCAAUGGUGGAUGUAAUAUCGAGCAAUGGUUGGCUUAGCAUGGCUCUUCUUGCUAUGGAAGUAAGUCAAAUGGUAACACAAGGAAUGUGGGAGCGAGAUUCUAUGCUGCUACAGCUUCCACACUUCACAAAGGAUUUGGCUAAGAAAUGCCAGGAGAACCCAGGGAGGAGUGUAGAAACUGUCUUUGAUUUAUUAGAGAUGGAAGAUGACGAGAGACGGGAAUUGUUGAACAUGACAGAUUCACAGCUUUUGGAUAUUGCUCGAUUUUGCAACCGUUUUCCUAAUAUUGAUUUGACAUACGAAAUCUUGGACAAUGACAAUGUGCGAGCUGGGGAUGAUGUAACACUACAGGUUACUCUGGAGCGGGAUCUCGAGGGCAAAACAGAAGUAGGACCGGUUGAUGCUCCUAGGUAUCCGAAAGCCAAGGAAGAAGGGUGGUGGCUUGUUGUUGGUGAUACCAAAACCAACAUGUUGCUUGCAAUUAAACGUGUGUCGUUGCAGCGUAAGUUGAAAGCCAAACUGGAGUUUGCUGCUCCUGCUGAUGCUGGAAAGAAAUCCUACGUCCUCUACUUCAUGUGCGAUUCUUACAUGGGUUGUGAUCAGGAGUAUGGUUUCACCCUUGAUGUUAAGGAAGAAGAUGGUGAUGAUGAAUGAAUGAAAAAGUAAUUUUUCUGAUUCUCUAGUCUAAUUUUUUUUUGCCUAGAUCUACAAUAUGUUCAAUGUUCAGUGCUUUUUGUAACACAUAUACUAGUAUGUUAAAUUUAUCUAUUUUUCUGACAAUUAAAAUGCUGCAUUUUAAAUUACACUAUACUUGAUCUUAUUUAAAAGCUUAAAUUAAUGAAAUGUUUGUCCUUUACAGUUUCAUGAAAGCUGCAAAUGAGAAAAGGAUAAUACUUCCAUGCUGAAGUUUUUAUUUUGUUCUGGUAAAGAAGUAAUUGCUGCUAGAAAUAGCAUAAGGAUGUAACACUGUAGGCUGAUUAUGGAAAAACUGUAACACUGGAACAUUUUUGUUCAAUUGUAAUGAUUAUGGAUUUAAUGGUAUCAAUUGUAAUGAUCAAAUCCUUAAUUUUCCCAUAUGGGGAUCCUGGAGAACUCGUUAUUAUGUCUCCAUACAUGCUUUUAUAUGGUUUUGGAGAUCUGCUGAACUUAGCUUUACUGUAGUUGUACAGAUGUUUAUAUUGCAGUUUGGUUAUCCAAGUUUAUUUUCCUAA